This is a messenger RNA of Condylura cristata (star-nosed mole), 492 nucleotides long. RefSeq names its product homeobox protein GBX-1. Gene Ontology annotation, biological process: regulation of nervous system development; regulation of transcription by RNA polymerase II. The annotation marks the transcript as partial. Gene Ontology annotation, cellular component: nucleus. The transcript is spliced from 2 exons. Gene Ontology annotation, molecular function: DNA-binding transcription factor activity, RNA polymerase II-specific; RNA polymerase II transcription regulatory region sequence-specific DNA binding. The record is from RefSeq and is a predicted model, not a curated record. NCBI's taxonomy places the organism in Eukaryota, Metazoa, Chordata, Mammalia, Eulipotyphla, Talpidae.
GGGCCGGGCACUGCUUUCUCCAUCGACUCCCUGAUCGGGCCACCGCCGCCGCGCUCCGGCCACUUGCUCUACACCGGCUACCCCAUGUUCAUGCCCUACCGGCCGCUCGUGCUGCCGCAGGCGCUGGCCCCCGCGCCGCUGCCCGCCGGCCUCCCGCCCCUCGCCCCGCUAGCCUCCUUUGCCGGUCGCCUUACCAACACCUUCUGCGCGGGGCUGGGCCAGGCCGUGCCCUCGAUGGUGGCGCUGACCACCGCGCUGCCCAGCUUCGCGGAGCCGCCCGACGCCUUCUACGGACCCCCGGAACUCGCAGCUGCCGCCGCCGCCGCCGCCACUGCCUCCCGAAACAACCCUGAGCCGGGCGGCCGACGCCAGGAGGGCGGGCUGGAAGCCGAAGAGCUGCUGCCCACCCGGGAGAAAGUGUCAGAGCCCCCAGCGCCCCCGCCUCAGCACUUCUCAGAGACUUUCCCAAGUCUGCCGGCCUUGGACAUUUAG